AUGCUCGAAGCUCGGCUGCAACAGGCGGGAACUCUCAAGAAGCUCCUUGACGCUAUCAAGGAGCUAGUCACGGACGCGAACUUCGAGUGCAACGAGGAGGGCAUAACUCUUCAAGCCAUGGACAACUCGCACGUCGCGCUUGUCGCCGUCAAGCUAGAUGCCUCCAGCUUCCAAAAGUACCGAUGCGACCGUCCAAUGCCGCUCGGUGUCAACCUCGGCGCGCUCGCAAAGGUCCUCAAAUGCGCCAAGGAUGAUGAUAUCUGCACCCUAACGGCCACCGACGACGCCGAUGUCCUCAACCUCAAGUUCGAGAGCAGAAAUCAGGAUCGGUUGGCGGAAUAUGACAUGAAGUUGAUGGAUAUCGACUCGGAUACGCUCGGUAUACCAGACACCGACUACGAUGCACGGAUUACCAUGCCGAGUAGCGAACUCGCAAGGAUAGUCCGUGACCUCAUCCAGCUCGGCGAGUCCGUCCGCAUCGAUGUGACCAAGGAAGGCGUCCGGUUCAAUUCGGACGGCGAGGCUGCCAACGGCUCUGUGCUCCUGAAGCAGACAGACGCCAGUCGAAAAUACUUCCAGAAAAAGAUCGAGGACGGCCGGACGGGUGUGCUGAUCGAGAUGAACCAGACUGUCAAUCUUACGUUCUCUCUGAAGUAUCUCGUCAACUUCGCGAAGAGCUCCAGCUUGACUGAUGUAGUGCAGCUCAUGAUGAGCAACGACGUUCCCCUACUGGUACAAUACCACUUCGGUCAAGGCCAUAUCCGAUACUACCUCGCGCCUAAGAUUGGCGACGAGUGA
Messenger RNA from Punctularia strigosozonata HHB-11173 SS5, 798 nucleotides. Its product is annotated as proliferating cell nuclear antigen. Gene Ontology annotation, cellular component: PCNA complex. The record is from RefSeq and is a predicted model, not a curated record. Gene Ontology annotation, molecular function: DNA polymerase processivity factor activity; DNA binding. Bases 1 to 798 code for a protein of 265 amino acids. The transcript has 9 exons. NCBI's taxonomy places the organism in Eukaryota, Fungi, Basidiomycota, Agaricomycetes, Corticiales, Punctulariaceae. Gene Ontology annotation, biological process: translesion synthesis; mismatch repair; regulation of DNA replication.